UCGAACCUCAYGUAAACACAGAUGAUUCACGUUCAGUAUUUAGAUGUAGUGUAGAAUGUUCUUAAAAUGUAAGACUUUAGUGGUAUUUUUAACAAUUUUAGAGGGGUUACUACCAUCCUCUACAAGUGAUAUUCAAGAUGCAAAGUUUCUUGAGAGUAAAUAUCAGUAUUUCAGCGAGUCAGAGCGUAUUCAGUCACGAGAAGAUGCUCGAAGAAUGUUUUACCAUGGUUAUGAGAACUACAUGAAGUAUGCAUUUCCUUUAGAUGAAUUAGAUCCAAUUCACUGUACUGGACGAGGACCAGAUAGAGAAAACCCGUCCAAUAUUAACAUCAAUGAUGUUCUGGGWAAUUACUCUCUUACACUAAUUGAAUCACUGGGAACACUUGCUAUCAUGGGAAAUAGCAGUGAGUUUAAGCACGCUAUAAAACAYGUCAUAGAUCAUGUUUCAUUUGAAAGAGACAGYACAGUACAAGUCUUYGAAGUCUCAAUAAGGGUACUGGGUGCUUUAUUGUCAGCACACUUAAUCAUCAAAGAYCCUCUUCAGCCAUUUGGAGAUAUGGUCCCUGAUGAUUACGAUGACGAUCUUUUAUUACUCGCCCAUGAUUUAGCUAAUAGAUUAAUAGAGGCAUUUGAUAAAUCACCGCUAGGAAUACCUUACCCAAGGGUUCAUUUGAAAACUGGAAAACCAGAUGAGAGUUGGACUGAAACAUGUCUUGCAGGAGCUGGGACACUAAUACUAGAAUUUGGAAUUUUAAGUCGAUUGCUUGAUGAUCCGACAUUUGAAAAUUUGGCUCGUCGUGCAGUUAGCAGUUUGUGGUCUCAUCGCUCAAACACAACAGGAUUAUUUGGGAAUGUCAUUGAUAUUACGACAGGAGAAUGGAAAGGACAGAUGAGUGGAGUUGGAGCAGGACUUGACUCAUUUUAUGAAUAUUUAUUAAAGGGUUACAUCAUGUUUGGAGACCCACAAGACCUUAGAAGAUUUAAUGAAGUGUACAAGUCAUUACAGAAACAAUUAAGAAAGGGACGUGUAAAGUGCAAUGAAGGUAGUGGGGACACGCCCUUACAUGUCAACGUCAAUAUCAACAGUGCUAAAAUGGAGAACACUUGGAUUGAUUCCCUACAUGCGGCAUUUGCAGGGGUCCAGGUUUUGAAGGGAGACAUCAGAGAAGCAAUCUGCACCCAUGCAACAUUUUACUAUAUAUGGCGUAAAUACAAAGCUUUACCAGAACGAUUUAACUGGCGAACCAAACAACCUGAUGUGCUUUUUUAUCCACUGAGACCUGAAUUAGCUGAAGCAACAUAUCUUCUAUAUCAGGCUACUCGUCAUCCAUUUUACCUUCAUGUUGGACGAGACAUUCUUAAAGACUUAGAAACUCAUACUAAAGCYGAGUGUGGGUAUGCAACAUUGCAUAAUGUCCUUGAUAAAACACAGGAAGACCGAAUGGAGAGCUUCUUCCUCAGUGAGACUUGCAAGUAUCUGUAUUUGCUAUUUGAUCAUGAAAACCACGUAAAUCAAGACGCUUCUAAUUACAUAUUCAGCACCGAGGGACAUCUAUUUAGACUGGACACUAGAAUGAGAAAAAGRCCAUGGGAUGUGACGUCAUUCAUGCGUCACACCAUMAAACCUAAAAGUCACGUGGUAUCUCUUACUAGUCAUUACAGAAACGAUUCRUGUGGGGAUGACGUUAUYUUUCAGGCCUGACUUGCGCUCAACUGGUUUUCCUGCUAUCUGAUUGGCUGUCUUAAAUUUUGAACUUGAUUUUGAUUGGUUGUGAAGGUCAUGGUUGUUUGGUUGUGGUUUCCYUGUUUUUAUGGCUGGCUUCUUCUCUUUUGGUGUUUUGCUCUUUAAAGUACUCAAUGGUGGGUUAAUUUGACUCUUGGGGGUACCCUGCGCAGGAUUUCGCACACAGUCUUCAGAGCAGUAGUAGAGGCUAUCUUGGGCUCCCUGUGGUGGUGGACUGUCCGGAUCUUCCAAUACAUUAUAAUAAUCUAAACAAUCUUCAACGCAGUARUACAAGCUAUUUUGGACUUCCUGUGGUAAUGGACUGGUGGGUUCUUCAAGCACGUGAUAAAAAGCAUCAUUGAUUGGUUUUUCCCCCGUUUUCUUAUUGGUUGAUGCAAGAUUUGACGCAGCWGCAGUCACGUGUUCAUCGUAUGCCAUUGAGUAUGUGUCAGUCCCAGGCUCAACGUCCAGUGUAUGACCGCYUUGUUCUUGCGGCAAUUGUGAAGAGCCUUUACACUUUGAAAGCAUCCUGAAUUCACGAGGUCCGGCAUUUCCAUUUUUGCUCGUGAGAGCUCGGUGGCUUGGACUUGAGCCUGAAUCUGUUGCCGUCUUUCUUUUGGGAUCUUAAGUCACAAACAAAAGUAAAGUAAACUUAAAUCAAAUAGAGACAACCAACCCUCACAUUGAAAAGAGAACACUUGUGGUAGGCAACGGCGAUAAGCUUAGCACAGGAUGGAAGAAARACGUGUGAAAUAACGAUGAUGGGGCAACCAAAUAUAACGAAUGUCGUCCGGUAGCAAAUAGCUCUAAAAUUAAACACGGAUGCGUCGCAAAGCCGCACUUUUUUAUAUUAAUUUUCUUUUUAUAUAAUGUAUUUGGUUAAUGGCCUUUUUUGCACUUGCGCUACUUACUAUUAGUGAUUUCCUGGUGAUAUUUCUUGCUCUUUGAUUUCCUGUAUGAAUAUAGUACAAACCAAAUGAAGAUAAGGCGCUUAUCAAACCAUAUCUCUUGAAUUCAAUGCAAACUGCUCCUAUUUUCUAGAUUUCCUGUUACUCUUCCUCAAAAGAAUUGAAAACAACACAAAAACGCUACGAAAGAACGUCAGUGUCGACGUUUAAGCGUGCUCCGUUGAGGACGUAGGACAAUACAAGCAUGCACUACGUAAAUUUACGAGUGAGUACACAAACGCUACGAAAGGACGUUGUUGACGUUUAGGCUUGCUCCUUUGAGGACAUAGGACAAUACAAGCAUACACUACGUAAACGUAUGAGUGAGUGCACAAACGCUACGAAAGGACGUUGUUGUCGACGUUUAGGCUUGCUUCGUUGAGGACGUAGGACAAGACAAGCAUAUACGUAAACGUACGAGUGAGUACACAAAAACGCUACGAAAGGACGUCAGUAUCGACGUUUAGGCGUGUUCCGUUGAGGACGUAGGACAAUACAAGCGUACAGUACGUAAACGUAUGAGCGAGUACGGAUCGAAACAGUGAACGACAUAUUGUUGAACUUACCUGCGGCCUUUAAUCCAUAGGUACAAUGCGAAACAGCAGAACAAUGUCUCAAAUAAUAGCAUAAUUCCCAGGCYAAUCGCUAUCCUCUGUGCUGUAAGCGUACAAUCAUAAACUCUAGAACUACUUGUGGUCGUUUUCAAUGUCUUUAUCGUUGGCGUAGCUAAACCAUGCGUUGUAUUGUUGAGAGAAAUUGUUUUAUUUGGGAAUGUAGAUGAUGGCGCCACUAGCAGUGCUAUAAAUAAAGAAACGAUGUACUCUCUAUUGCAUCUUUCAGCCAUUUUCUCUCUUUUUCACUUCAAAUAUUUCAAGUUUGAGUUCUAGGUGAUCACACCAGUGCAUCAGACGAGGAAAUGUUUCGCUAAAGACAUCGUGUUUGGCACGGAAUCACAUGCCCGACAUCAGUGUUUCGAAAGAGGUUCUCGUUUCGUAGUAAAACGUUUUAUUGGCUCAUUGCAAAUCACCAGAAAGCACACCUGAAACUCGAAACUGAUAUGGUUUAUCAAUCACCCAGUUUACAUUUUCAUUUUAUAGUCAAUUGAUGCGAUUUCAAAUGAAUUCUUAUAUACCACCAGCCAUAGUUUUCAAAUAAGAUAUCUAUCUAUGCUAUUCUGGUGAAAUUCUCAUUCCACCAGCCAUAGUUUUCAAAUAAGAUAUAUCUAUCUAUUCUAUUCCCUUGCAAGAAACUUCACUAUUUUUGCCUUGGGAAUUGGAAUCCAUGUUUUUCCCUUCCAAUCAGCAGACGGGUGGUCCUGGUUUCCCACAAAGGUUUAUCAUGCCUUUUAAGGGACCUAAAACCCGUCUCCACGUUAUGCGGCCUCCAGAUGUCAUUUGGUCAAAAUGUUUUUAUUAAAGUAAAAUUUUCGAUGCACAUUCACAAAAAUAAUUUUUACAAAACUGCUUAAAUAAUGGGAUUUGCUCGUCCCAAAUUCGCCAGGAAAUGUUUGUAGAAACUCUCAGUCCAGCAUUUUGUCUGCCUUAGCGAAUGAGAAGAGUAUUCCUCUAAGAAGUCAACACCAUGUUUUCAAAGUUUAAAGUAAUAAUAAGAUGUGCCUAUCUACUUUAUUUUAAUUAUUAAAUUAUUUAUUUAUUAAUUAUUUUAUGGUGUUGAAUAAAUAUGAACAGCAACUCUCA
Molecule: messenger RNA, 4367 nt
Organism: Exaiptasia diaphana
Lineage: Eukaryota; Metazoa; Cnidaria; Anthozoa; Actiniaria; Aiptasiidae
Product: ER degradation-enhancing alpha-mannosidase-like protein 1
Exons: 13
Coding region: 56-1702 (548 amino acids)
Biological process (GO): endoplasmic reticulum mannose trimming; mannose trimming involved in glycoprotein ERAD pathway; carbohydrate metabolic process
Cellular component (GO): membrane; endoplasmic reticulum
Molecular function (GO): calcium ion binding; mannosyl-oligosaccharide 1,2-alpha-mannosidase activity
Source: RefSeq, a predicted model, not a curated record